AGGUUCCAAUUUCCCUCUUUUCUUUCUCUCUCAUUGGUCAGUGAUUUGCUCUGCGUUUUUCAGUUUGAAUUUUCCUCCUAUCCAAUCAGCGGAAAGAAAAGGGGAAGGCCAAAUAGAAAGACAAGUUUGAGCAACGAAGUGGAGAAAAUAGAACUCAAAAUACGGGGCUGUCAUGGCGCCUUCCAAGGUGAUUACGACCACGUCAAGGACGAAUCCCGACAUGCCACGUCAGCCAUCCCUAUGCUCUUCGCUCUCCACUCUCCUCGCUGAUCUCCAAAACCAAUCUCAGAACUGCCUUGGCUCCAUGACCAUGGACGAUCUCUUGAAAAACAUCUACUCGUCGACGCCGCCGCAGCCGACUAUUUCUUCCGACGCCCACGCACAGUUCAUCGGCGCCUCCAUCUCACGCGAAGGUAGUUUCUCGCUCCCGAAGGAUUUGGCGAGCAAGUCCGUCGACGAGGUUUGGAAGGAGAUCGUCGCCGGCGGAGGAGGAGAUCAGAGGCGGGAAAGCCUGCUGGAAGAGAUGACUUUGGAGGAUUUUUUGACGAAAGCUGGAGCGGUUAGAGAAGAGGAUGUUGGGGGAGUUGUUAAUCAGGUGGGAGUAGGUGCAGGUAUUUAUCCUGUGGAUCCCGUCGUUAUCGACGGCGGUGGAAGUCAGUUUCCGGCGUUUGGAAACAACAGCAAUUUUGAUCAUCAGAGAUUGGUCGUGGUGCCGGCAGGUGGAGGCGCGAUGAGAGGUAAACGACGCGCCGUGGAGGAACCUUCUUUGGAUAAAGCGACGCAGCGGAAACAGAGGAGGAUGAUCAAGAACAGGGAAUCCGCUGCUAGGUCUAGAGAACGCAAACAGGCAUAUACUGUUGAAUUGGAAUCUAUGGUUUCACAUUUGGAAGAAGAGAACGCUCGGCUGCUAAGAGAAGAGGCUGAGCUGAACAAGGAGAGGUUUAAGCAGCCUUGUGGUUUGACUCUGCCGCAGUUGAUGAAGAACCUCAUCCCCGUCAUGGAGAAGCAAAGACCACGUCGUGUUGUCAGGCGUGUUCAUUCCAUGGAAUGGUAAAUGUUCGGCAGCAGCUCCUUAUUUUUUUUCCUGUCAAUUCUCUGUCCAUAAUUGAAGCUAUGGGAAAUAACUGCAAGAACCAAGCUGAAACUGAAGUGGGGUAUGAGUAAUGAAAGCAAAAACCAAGUUUCAAGCUUGAUCUGGAUUUUACCCAUGUGGAAGAUCUUUUCAGAAACUAAAGUUUGAGGUGUGGGAAAAAGAUGCAUUUUGCUUAGGUUAGGUAAUUGGUGAAUAAAAAAAAAAGGGAAGAAAAAGAAUCUCAUUAGUCAUUUAUGUAAAUCUUGUCAGAAGGGGAAGAUGGUAUGCCAGGCCCGAGAACUGAUCUAACACAAAUUCUGAGUGUAAAAAUUCAUUGGAAUAUUCGAAUGGCCUCACUUUCUUUCCCUA
Hibiscus syriacus is the source of this 1441-nucleotide messenger RNA. Its product is annotated as ABSCISIC ACID-INSENSITIVE 5-like protein 4. Gene Ontology annotation, cellular component: nucleus. Lineage: Eukaryota; Viridiplantae; Streptophyta; Magnoliopsida; Malvales; Malvaceae. Bases 173 to 1054 code for a protein of 293 amino acids. The record is from RefSeq and is a predicted model, not a curated record. Gene Ontology annotation, molecular function: DNA-binding transcription factor activity. Gene Ontology annotation, biological process: positive regulation of DNA-templated transcription. The transcript is spliced from 4 exons.